CUUCAUCACGCGGCGCUCACAUCUUCCAGCCGGAGCUCUGCUCCUCUCUCUUCCUCACUGUUCACGCGCGUCCCCAGCUCCUAUGCCGCGCCCGGCCUGCUCCUCUUCCUCUGCCGCACGCCAUGGAACUCUCUGCGUCGCACCCUUGUCUUCAGCCCGGCGCUCAUCUCUCUACUCGUCUUCUCCCUGCUGUGCGCGCCGGCUCCCUGCACGCAGCCGGGCCACGCGGCUCUCUGGUGCUCGCCCCUAGCCCCAGCCGUUCCUCCUCCUGUAGCUCGACCCUGCGCGUUGUGGUCUCCCUCCUCCAAGCUCCCAUGGCGUCCGACUCUGCUCUCCCAUGCAGCAGCGAUCCACCACGCACUCCUCCUUCCUCCUCCUCGCCGCGCUCUGCUGCCCAGCUACUUGAUGCGCGCGCGGUUCUCUGCUCCCCUGCGCGCAGACUUCUUCUGCUAGCUCGCCCUAACGCCGGCUCGGCCUCUCCUAUGGCGUCCGGCGCUUUUAUCGAGCUCCAUCUCUCAUCCACCCUCCCUGUGCCAGCUCGAUGGCCAUGACUCGUCCUGGAAGCUAUCUGUCGAGCCUAUCUUCUCCUUGCUACAGUGUUCGUCGGCGUCAAGCACCUGUGCCCCGGUCUUCUAAUUCGGCUGCAUGCCCUCCGAUUCGAUUUCGGUAGCUGACCACUGUCGCAUAUGUCCUGGGCCGUUCCUUCUCGUCUUCCUUUCAAGAUGACGCCACGCUCCUUCCUAUUCAUCGCAGUCUAGCUCGAAGUGUGUUGCCGGAGCCCCUCACGUUCAUUGUAGAUGUCGAGACGUCGGUCGUCAAGAUCUGCUCAGUCGUCGUUCUCCUUUGUGCUCGCUAUCCGUCGCGACGUCCCAAAUCUGUCGCGCCAUACUCGGAUCUCGCCAAUCGCAUCUUGGCCGGUCGUCGAUUUCCUAUACGUCAGGGUACAACUCUGUUGUUAAAUCCGGUCUCCAACCCACCAUGGCGUUCGUCGUCCUCUGGUCCCAAUCUGACCCAUCCGUGCACUCGCUCCUCAUCCAUCAGGCUUCGCGCGUGCUCACGUUUGCCAUCGAGCUAUUGAACCCAUCCUCCCUUGCUCGUGACUUCAUCGUUGCCAGAGUCCUCACUGAAUUCUUGUCCUCUCCAGCUCACUCCAGACUCGAUCUCGUCGUCGUUCUGUGCGUCGUCAAGAAAUCCCAAGCGUCAGGUGAAGACGAAGCUAGCCGGAUGAUAUUCAUCAAGUGCUCGACAAAAGCUCGAACAAGUCGCCGAUCAUCAUCCUCGUCUACGCCAAGCUCUGAGAAGAUUAGGCGCAGAGGAAAAUAAAUCAGUACAUGGCCAGAGAAUUCUCGAUGUGGACAAAGAAGAAGCACAAUUCGACGCAGCACUCACCCUAUUUUCGGUGAAAUGUUGAGCUGAAAGGCGUCGUCAAUUUCGUGGUUUCAAGUCGCAUGUCAUAAGGGUAAGUUGAUUCGUAUUCUAGUCAACUAGGUCUAUAAAUAGAUUAAAUAGAAGUGUUGGUCACAACAAAUGUUAUUAAUUUAGCAUGCGUAUAUGGUGAUGAUCGAUUU
Messenger RNA from Zea mays, 1568 nucleotides. RefSeq lists its product as uncharacterized. The coding region runs from base 123 to 551 and encodes 142 amino acids. Lineage: Eukaryota; Viridiplantae; Streptophyta; Magnoliopsida; Poales; Poaceae. The record is from RefSeq and is marked predicted. The transcript has a single exon.